This is a messenger RNA of Tetrahymena thermophila SB210, 1419 nucleotides long. Its product is annotated as kinase domain protein. Gene Ontology annotation, molecular function: protein serine/threonine kinase activity; ATP binding. Lineage: Eukaryota; Ciliophora; Oligohymenophorea; Hymenostomatida; Tetrahymenidae. The transcript has a single exon. Gene Ontology annotation, cellular component: cytoplasm. Gene Ontology annotation, biological process: peptidyl-serine phosphorylation; autophagy. The record is from RefSeq and is a predicted model, not a curated record.
AUGUCUAACUAAGUGGAAUAAAUCAGCGUCGAGCAACACUCAAAAUACGUUCUCGAAAAAGUUCUUGUUGAAAUAAAUGCUGGAUUGGCUUCCGAAAACAUUUCAGUCAAAAAAUAAUCUGCUACUGCCUUUAAAAUUGAGAAGCUUUAUUGUGAUUCCACAAAGAUUAUUUCUGUGGUUAUGCCAUCUAAAUCUGAAUCUCUUUUUGAGACUGAUGAUGAAGAUGAUGACUUAGAGUGCAGUAAGAGUAUCAAAAAUGAAAAUGAAGACAUUGACGAUGUUGAAUGCCACCAAAACAAGAAGUCGAAUGCGAGCUGCAAAGAAAGGACCUCUUCUCCUAACCAAAUUACAAACAAUCUCACAAAUAAUUUGCAGAAGUCUGUCAUUAAAGAAGUUAUUAAGCCUAAUAACUUAAGUGAAAGUGACUUUAAAAAGGAAGGAGGCUAAUAUUAGCUCCUUCUGAACGAAUUCAUGGUCAGCAAGAUGAUCCCUAAACACAAAAAUAUCCUAAAACCUUAUUACUUUGAAGAAUACAAUGAAGGUGCUUGCCUUGUGAUGCCUUUUGCUGCUUUUGGAGAUGCGGAUAUGCUUUCUAAGUGGUAACAUAAUAACUUUAAGAAUAUUCAAAUGUACAGCUCAGAAUUACAUAAAUUACGUUGUAGUUCUUAAAGCUAUGAAUAUCAACAGCCUCACAUCCAAGAAAAAAUUGAAAAUUAAUGUGAAUACUUAGAAAAGUUGAUAAAGGAAGAAAUCAUUCAAAAGCAACUUGGUACUUGUGUGAAUGUGAUUAGGGUGCUUGCCAAGUAAAUCGGCGAGGCACUUUAUCUCCUCCAUAACAAGUAUGAUAUCGCUCAUAAUGACAUCAAGCCUGAUAAUUUAUACAUUUCUGAAUUUAACAUCAAGUAAAAUAAGUAUAAUUUCAAGCUUGCUGAUUUCGGCUAUGCAAAGAAAGGCUAAUUUUAGUCUCAUAAAGAAUCCUUUGAGUUUUUCAAUCGCAAAAACAAGCGUUUCUUUUCACCUGAGUUGCUCUAUCUAGUUGACGGAUAGCUUGAAGCUAACUAAACUAUUGUCGAUCAAAAGAAGUGUGAUGUUUAUGCCUUGGGUCUUUCUCUUUAUGAAAUCUUAGUUGGUGGCUUCUUUCCUUUCAAAGAUGAUUUAAAUGAUCCCUUGUACAUCAAAUACUUGAACAAAACAAUUUCCAUUAAAGAUUUAAUGUAAUGGUUCUACUAAUACUUCUCUAAAGUAACAAGUGCUGACUAGAUGAUUGACCUCCUCUCCCACAUGAUGGAUCCUAACCCCUCAACUAGAUAUAGCAUCACAUAAGUUCUCUAACAUCCUUGGUUAAAGUCCUUUAAGCUAAGCAGCUCCAAAAAGUAGCCUAUCAUCAACUCUCUUUCUAAGUUUGAAUCUGACUACUGA